CACAACGAGGCAAACAACAUUGCAAACUCAGUCACCAACUACGACCUCCCAACCUUUGACUGAUCCGGUGCUUUGUGAUGACACAUUCUGCAGUUCACUGGCAUAUGAAAUGCUUGGAAGAAUGAAUACAUCAGUGGAUCCGUGUUCAGAUUUCUUCAGCUACUCCUGUGGGGCGUGGAUCUCAAGCAGAAAAGUAUUGCUAGACAUGAAUGUCUUUGACGCUGAUAGGAAUUCCGUAAUGAGCGAUGUGAAGCUGAACUUAAUGCAAAGAUUGAUAGAAAUGCUCGAACAAGAAGUUACUUCCACUGACUCGGAUUACAUGGCAGCCGCUAAGCUUCAUUUCCAGAGUUGCCUAGAUUCUAACAACCGGCCUGAUAGUAGCCUCGUAACAAAGGAUGUGGAGAGUUUACUGGAAUCUCUAGGCGUAGGAAGUUCUAUGACGUCAUUUAUGACGCCAUCUGUGAUGCAGUAUUCCCUUUUCUCGGAUUAUGGUGCUUUUGGAUUCUUUACGUAUGAUGUAAAUAGCAGAGUUGUGGGAAAUAUAAAACGAACUAUUCUUCAGCUAUCUCCACCUGACUUGUACUUGAGACAGAGUGUGUAUCUUCUGCCGUAUGAGGAUAAUGAGAUAGGCAGACGUUACUUAGAUAGAGUUGUUCCUCUGAUACAGCGCUUCAACAGCUUUCUCAGACCAACCUUUUCUAAUGGUCAAAUUGAUGGGCUUUUACGGGCAAAAGUUCAAGAGGUCUUUGAAUUCGAAAGACAACUCUCACAGGCUAUCCGUGUUGCCAAAUCUUCCAAUGAAGAGAAUGCACUGUACCCCGUCAGUGCACUUAUACAGAACUUUCCAAACAUUAACUGGACGGAAGCUUUACCAAGCCAACAAUUUUCAACUAACACCCCUGUUCAGCUCAAUCAUCCAAGCUACUUUACGUCUCUGAAUGGAAUGCUUGGCAGGACUGAGAAAUCUACCCUUAUUAUGUACCUGUACAUCCGGGUUAUUCUUACGGGUAUUAUUCCCUUUGCUCCAAAAUCCACCCGCCAGUUUAUGGACAAUUUAUAUGACACAGAGACUGCACAAGAAUACACAAAGACGUACUGUAUAGAUAGUACGUUGGAACUACUUCCGGAGGAAGUACUAAUAGAGUAUUCAGGAAAACAAAACCAAAAUGUUAAACCUGUACUUGAGUACAUUUCCUCUCUGGUGAAAAAUCUGACAGACCAAAGCAUCAAGUCUUUCUCUUCCUAUGGAGGAUACAGUGAUAAAACUAAAUUGAAGAUUACUGAAACUUUGUCCUCUCUCACUCUGAGUAAUGCACCGAUUCCUGUCAUUCCUUGGACCGUCCUGCUCUCCACAAACAAGGAUGUAUUCCACUUGUUCAGAGCUAAUUAUGCUCAACAGGCGCACUCCUUCCGGUUGAUGAACCGAAUAGGAGAGGUGUACUCAGUACCUAAUAUACCGUGGUAUACUAUCGAUAUUGUGUAUGACGAGGACAUUAAUACACUGGGUAUCUCUUACGGAAUACUAACAUGGAAAACAAACCUGAGACCAGAAUUUCCGUUUUUGACGACCGUUGGGUUACUGAUAUCAGAGAAAGUUACAGAUGUUAUUUAUGGUAAAGGAAAUAUCCCUUUUUGUUUUUAG
Molecule: messenger RNA, 1642 nt
Organism: Saccostrea echinata
Lineage: Eukaryota; Metazoa; Mollusca; Bivalvia; Ostreida; Ostreidae
Product: endothelin-converting enzyme 1-like
Exons: 8
Coding region: 110-1642 (510 amino acids)
Biological process (GO): protein processing
Cellular component (GO): plasma membrane
Molecular function (GO): metalloendopeptidase activity
Source: RefSeq, a predicted model, not a curated record